Ictidomys tridecemlineatus (thirteen-lined ground squirrel) is the source of this 3910-nucleotide messenger RNA. RefSeq names its product Rap guanine nucleotide exchange factor 4 (gene Rapgef4). Gene Ontology annotation, cellular component: plasma membrane. Gene Ontology annotation, biological process: Ras protein signal transduction. Gene Ontology annotation, molecular function: guanyl-nucleotide exchange factor activity. The record is from RefSeq and is a predicted model, not a curated record. NCBI's taxonomy places the organism in Eukaryota, Metazoa, Chordata, Mammalia, Rodentia, Sciuridae.
GGACGCGGGAGCCCGCAGGGAGGGCGGCCUGUGGCAGCCGCCGGGGAGGAGCAGGGUCUGAGCGGCGGGCGAGGCGGAGGCGGAGGCGGAGGCAGAGCGAGCGCGGGAGGUCGCUGCUACUGGGGCCACCUCGCGCCGCUGCCCAACAUGGUCGCUGCGCACGCUGCCCAUUCUUCCUCCUCUGCCGAGUGGAUCGCCUGCUUGGAUAAAAGACCCCUGGAACGAUCCAGUGAAGAUGUGGAUAUAAUCUUCACACGACUGAAGGAAGUUAAAGCUUUUGAGAAAUUUCACCCCAAUCUCCUUCAUCAGAUUUGUUUAUGUGGUUAUUAUGAGAAUUUGGAAAAAGGAAUAACAUUAUUUCGCCAGGGUGAUAUUGGGACAAACUGGUAUGCUGUCCUGGCAGGGUCUUUGGAUGUUAAAGUAUCUGAGACCAGCAGUCACCAGGAUGCGGUGACCAUCUGCACCCUGGGGAUUGGGACAGCCUUUGGAGAGUCCAUUUUGGACAACACGCCCCGCCAUGCGACCAUCGUUACCAGGGAGAGCAGCGAACUGCUCCGCAUCGAGCAGAAGGACUUCAAGGCACUAUGGGAGAAAUAUCGGCAGUAUAUGGCAGGACUUCUGGCUCCUCCUUAUGGUGUUAUGGAAACGGGCUCUAACAAUGACAGGAUUCCUGACAAGGAGAACACACCUCUCAUUGAACCUCACGUUCCUCUUCGUCCUGCUAACACCAUUACCAAGGUUCCUUCAGAGAAGAUCCUCAGGGCUGGAAAAAUUUUACGAAAUGCCAUUCUCUCUCGAGCCCCUCACAUGAUAAGAGAUAGGAAAUACCACCUCAAGACAUACAGACAAUGCUGUGUGGGAACCGAGCUGGUGGACUGGAUGAUGCAACAGACUCCUUGUGUUCACUCCCGGACUCAAGCUGUUGGCAUGUGGCAAGUCCUAUUAGAAGACGGUGUCCUCAACCAUGUGGACCAGGAACACCAUUUCCAAGACAAAUAUUUAUUUUACCGAUUUCUGGAUGACGAGCAUGAGGAUGCCCCUUUGCCUACUGAAGAGGAGAAGAAGGAGUGUGACGAGGAGCUCCAGGACACCAUGCUGCUACUGUCGCAGAUGGGCCCCGAUGCCCACAUGAGGAUGAUCCUGCGCAAACCACCUGGCCAAAGGACUAUGGAUGACCUGGAGAUUAUCUACGAAGAGCUCCUUCAUAUUAAAGCCUUAUCUCAUCUUUCUACCACAGUGAAACGGGAGUUAGCAGGUGUUCUCAUUUUUGAGUCUCAUGCCAAAGGAGGGACCGUCCUGUUUAACCAGGGGGAAGAAGGUACCUCCUGGUACAUUAUUCUAAAAGGAUCAGUGAAUGUAGUCAUUUAUGGCAAGGGUGUGGUCUGCACCCUGCAUGAGGGAGAUGACUUUGGCAAGUUAGCACUAGUGAACGAUGCUCCGCGAGCUGCCUCAAUCGUCUUGCGAGAGGAUAAUUGUCAUUUCCUAAGAGUCGACAAGGAGGAUUUCAACCGGAUUCUGAGGGACGUUGAGGCGAACACAGUCAGACUUAAAGAACAUGACCAAGAUGUCUUGGUGCUGGAGAAGGUCCCAGCAGGGAGCAGAGCUUCUAAUCAAGGAAACUCACAGCCUCAGCAAAAGUAUACUGUGAUGUCAGGGACACCUGAAAAAAUUUUAGAGCAUUUUCUAGAAACAAUACGCCUUGAGCCAGCUUUAAAUGAAGCAACAGAUUCUGUUUUAAAUGACUUUAUUAUGAUGCACUGUGUUUUUAUGCCAAAUACCCAGCUUUGCCCUGCCCUGGUGGCCCAUUACCAUGCACAGCCUUCUCAAGGUACAGAACAGGAGAGAAUGGAUUAUGCCCUCAACAAUAAGAGACGAGUCAUCCGCCUGGUUCUACAGUGGGCUGCCAUGUAUGGAGACCUCCUGCAAGAGGAUGAUGUGGCCAUGGCUUUCCUGGAGGAGUUUUAUGUGUCUGUAUCAGAUGAUGCCCGCAUGAUUGCUGCCCUCAAGGAGCAACUCCCGGAGUUGGAGAAGAUUGUCAAGCAAAUUUCAGAAGAUGCAAAGGCUCCACAAAAGAAGCACAAGGUUCUUUUGCAACAAUUCAACACAAGCGAUGAGAGGGCCCAGAAGCGCCAGCCUGUCCGUGGCUCUGAUGAGGUGUUGUUUAAGGUCUAUUGCAUGGACCACACCUAUACCACCAUUCGGGUGCCUGUGGCUGCCUCAGUGAAGGAAGUCAUCAGCGCAGUUGCCGACAAACUGGGCUCCGGAGAAGGCCUGAUCAUAGUCAAGAUGAGUUCCGGAGGAGAAAAGGUGGUGCUCAAACCUAAUGAUGUUUCGGUAUUUACGACGCUCACCAUUAAUGGACGCCUGUUUGCUUGCCCGUGAGAGCAAUUCGAUUCCCUGACUCCUUUACCAGAACAAGAAGGUCCAACUGUUGGAACAGUGGGAACCUUUGAACUGAUGAGCUCCAAAGAUUUAGCCUACCAGAUGACAAUUUAUGAUUGGGAACUCUUCAACUGUGUGCAUGAGCUGGAGCUAAUCUAUCACACAUUUGGAAGGCAUAAUUUUAAAAAGACCACAGCAAACUUGGAUUUGUUCCUGAGGAGAUUUAAUGAAAUUCAGUUUUGGGUUGUCACUGAGAUUUGCCUUUGUUCCCAGCUCAGCAAACGUGUUCAGCUCUUAAAAAAAUUUAUUAAGAUUGCAGCCCACUGUAAGGAAUACAGAAAUCUGAAUUCCUUUUUUGCCAUCGUCAUGGGACUAAGUAAUGUUGCUGUUAGCCGCUUGGCACUAACGUGGGAGAAACUGCCAAGCAAGUUCAAGAAGUUCUAUGCAGAGUUUGAAAGUUUAAUGGAUCCUUCGAGAAACCACAGGGCUUACAGGCUGACAGCAGCUAAACUGGAGCCCCCUCUCAUCCCCUUCAUGCCUCUGCUCAUUAAAGAUAUGACAUUUACUCAUGAGGGGAACAAGACGUUCAUUGACAAUCUAGUAAACUUUGAAAAAAUGCGAAUGAUUGCAAACACUGCCAGAACAGUGAGGUACUACAGGAGCCAGCCCUUCAAUCCUGAUGCAGCGCAAGCUAAUAAGAACCAUCAGGAUGUCCGGAGUUAUGUCCGGCAAUUAAAUGUGAUUGACAACCAGAGAACUUUAUCACAGAUGUCACACCGAUUAGAGCCCCGUAGGCCAUAGACAUCUAAAGUGCCCCAAGCAAUGAUUUGUCUCCAGUCCACAAUCUUUCAAAAAAUGCCUUUUAUGCUACCAUUGACUGUAUCACCACUAGAGAAUUCUACAAAACAAGCAAAAUCACAUCCUGAGACAUCUCAGGGCUGCAUUCAGCUUACUGACUACAUGAGAAGAGAAGAAAUGAUUUGACUUGCAUAAAGCUUACACACACUAGCUUAGAAACCCCCAGUGUAGUCACCCUGUUUCAUUUCCAGUUGUGCCAUCUUCAUAAGACCCAAAUGAAGAGCUCAGUAGAAACACCGCUCUCAAGGGGAAUCUCAAGCUCCUGACGUUUCUUCUGAGAAUGUUUACAGUGCAAAAUGUGCUACCAAUGGGAUCCAUUUGGACACAUCAGUGGUGAUGUAGUUUCAUCCUUUUUAAUUCAGUAUCUUGAUUUGGAGUAUGGGGUUUGGGCAAAGUGUUAAGGAAUCUGUUAAAGUCCACAUGCUAGGUUGUAUUCUUCCAUCCACAUGAUCUUACCUCUUAAGGAACAGAACCUGACCACACUACUAUAAAACAUUAUGGCUACUUAUGUAAUUUAGAGAGGACUGGUCUGUAAUUUCUGAAUGAUAGAUAGAAUGAUAUUUAUGUUUACAAUGUAUCUUUUUUAAAUUUACAAAUCAGGAUUACUUAUAUAAGAAUUCCAACUCAGUAACACCAAGGUUCUUAAAAUUGCCAGCGUUAAGAUAAAAAA